CCACCAUUGGGGCCGCCAUUUUGGCCACCACUGUGGACCCCGUUGUCCCCUCCACCCCGCAGCCAUGCAGGUUUCUGGCUACCUGAACCUGGCAGCCGACGUGGCUCACAACGUGACGGACGGUUUGGCCAUCGGGGCGUCCUUCGUGGCCGGCCCGGCCGUCGGGACGGUGACGGCGUUGACGGUGCUCCUCCACGAGGUCCCGCACGAGGUCGGCGACCUCGCCAUCUUGGUGCAGUCGGGCUGUAGCAAGAAGCAGGCGAUGCGCCUGCAGCUGCUGACCGCCCUGGGGGCGGUGGGGGGCGCGGGCUGUUCCCUGCUGGCCGAAGGGGUGGGGGCCGCAGCCACGCGCUGGAUCCUCCCCUUCACGGCGGGGGGCUUCAUCUACGUGGGGACGGUGGCCGUCCUCCCCCAGCUGCUCCGAGAGGACGUCCCCAUGCAGUCCCUGCUGCAGCUGGCCGCGCUGCUGGCCGGGGUGGCCAUGAUGGCGGCCAUUGCUCAGUGGGAGUGAUUGGGGGGCUGGGGGGGUCUUUGGGGGGAUAUGGGAGGGAUGGGGGGGAUUAUGGGGGGCUUUUUGUAGGAGGUGUUCAAUAAAAGAGUGAUCGAUGACGUGGGGACGUGGAGGACCUCAGUGGGACCCAUGGGGACAUCAGUGGGACAUGGAGACCCCAAUGGGACAUGGAGACCCCAAUGGGAUCCAUGGGGACGUCAGUGGGACAUGGAGACCCAAUGGGGACCCAAUGGGACACGAAGAUCCCAAUGGGACCCAUGGGGGCAUGGAGACCCCAAGGAGACAUGGAGGACCCCAAAGGGACAUGAAGACCCAAAGGGACAUGGAGGACCUCAGUGGGGACCCAUGGGGACAUAUGGGGACAUGGGGACACCAAUAGGAUCCAUGGGGACAUCAGUGGGACGUGAAAACCCAAUGGGACACAUGGAGGACCCCAAUGGGACAUGGGAGACCGCAAAGGGGACCCAUGGGGACAUA
Molecule: messenger RNA, 988 nt
Organism: Phasianus colchicus (ring-necked pheasant)
Lineage: Eukaryota; Metazoa; Chordata; Aves; Galliformes; Phasianidae
Source: RefSeq, a predicted model, not a curated record